This is a messenger RNA of Malus domestica (apple), 2218 nucleotides long. Its product is annotated as silicon efflux transporter LSI2-like. Gene Ontology annotation, cellular component: membrane. NCBI's taxonomy places the organism in Eukaryota, Viridiplantae, Streptophyta, Magnoliopsida, Rosales, Rosaceae. Gene Ontology annotation, biological process: transmembrane transport. The record is from RefSeq and is a predicted model, not a curated record.
AAUGUCUUUUGAGCUCAGAAUAGAAUACUGUCUCUCUCUCUCUCUCUCUCCCUCUCUCCCUCUCUAUAAAAGCCACGAUUCUCUUCUUCCUUUCAAUGGAAACAAACUACAUAAAAUUCCUCAUAAUCCAAUCCCCUUUACGUCCUUCAUUUCCAGGGAUUUUGUUCUUCCGAACUAUUUCACUGAGCAAUCAGAAGAAGCCCCUCAAAUUAUCGUCGAGAUUCGUGCCAGAUUCCAAGUGGGUUCAGCUCGGAUUUUGCAGCUCCUGAAAAUUUACAUGAGCAAUUUGGGAUCGAAACUUUUUGUUUGGUUACCGAGAAAAUUGGAGAAAGAAAAUGAAGGGGAAGAUUUGAACGUUGUUGUUACCGUUAUUUUUGGUUCUGGGUAUUGAAAAUUGGAGGCAAUACGUCCGUUGUGCUCGUUGAAAUCAGAGUCUUUGUGUUGUUUUACAUGACCCAACUUAUCAAGGAGGGAGCACAUCCAGUCUUAAGUUGGAAAAAUGGCAAUGCCUUCUCCAGUCAAAGUGGUUCUUGGCUCGAUUGCUUUUGCAGUCUUUUGGGUGUUGGCUGUGUUUCCGGCUAUCCCUUUCUUGCCAAUCGGUAGGACUGCAGGGUCCCUCCUCGGGGCAAUGCUUACGGUUGUUUUCCGAGUCUUAACUCCUGAUCAAGCAUACGCUGCUAUUGAUCUCCCAAUCAUUGGUCUUCUGUUUGGGACAAUGGUUGUGAGUAUCUAUCUCGAAAGAGCAGAUAUGUUCAAGUAUUUGGGCAAGUUGCUCAUGUGGAAAACUCAAGGGGCAAAGGACUUGCUCUGUCGAAUCUGUUUGAUUUCUGCAGUUUCGAGCGCUCUCUUCACCAAUGACACCUCUUGCGUGGUUUUGACCGAGUUUGUUUUAGAAGUUGCAGGACAACAUAACCUCCCACCUCAUCCUUUCCUACUCGCCCUUGCCUCGAGUGCAAACAUUGGGUCUGCAGCAACCCCGAUUGGCAAUCCUCAAAACCUUGUUAUAGCUGUUCAGAGUAAGAUAUCUUUUGGGACAUUUGUGAUUGGAAUUCUCCCUGCGAUGCUUGUGGGAGUUUGUGUGAAUGCUUUGAUUCUUCUAUGUAUGUUCUGGAGAUUGUUGUCUGUCCAGAUGGAUGAGGAAGAUCCAGCUACAUUAACACAUAGUACAUCCUUAAACUCUCAAGAAAUGAACUCUAGAUUGGAAACCCCGACUGUGCAAAGUUCUCUGAAUGUUAAUGUGAGCAUAGGUAAUUUCGAGACUCUUAGAAACCGCUUACCUUCUAGCGAGAAUGAAGUAAACAAGGUUCCUAGUGGCGUGAUAGAGUCAGCAAGAAUUUCAAGUGCAUCAAAAGAGGAGAUAAAUGAUUUGUCUUCUCAUAAAAGGGACGAAACAAUCCCAUCAAAAAGGUCUCCAUCGAACGAUAGACAAACAGAUGCAUUUCCUACGGAGUCAUUGGAAGGGAAGGAACAUCUGACCACAAGAUGGAAAAGGAUAUUGUGGAAAUCUGGUGUUUACCUUAUUACUAUAGGAAUGCUGAUUGCACUGCUUAUGGGCCUCAAUAUGUCGUGGUGUGCGAUUACUGCUGCACUUGCUCUGGUUGUUCUUGACUUCACGGAUGCCCGUCCAAGCCUAGAAAAGGUUUCCUAUUCACUCUUGAUUUUCUUCUGCGGAAUGUUUAUAACCGUCAAUGGAUUCAACAAGACCGGCAUUCCAAGCGAUCUUUGGGACUUCAUGGAGCCGCAUGCGCAAAUUGAUCGUGCUAGCGGCAUAUAUGUUCUUGCAGUCACCAUACUUGUGCUGUCAAAUUUGGCUUCAAAUGUACCAACUGUUUUGUUGCUUGGAGGGCGGGUGGCAGCGUCGGCGGCCCUAAUCUCUGCCGCGGAGGAGAAGAAGGCGUGGCUCCUAUUAGCUUGGGUGAGCACCGUGGCCGGAAACCUGUCGCUUUUGGGAUCAGCAGCCAACUUGAUAGUGUGCGAGCAGGCUCGCCAAUCUCCACAACUUGCCUACACAUUGUCCUUCUGGAGCCAUCUGAAAUUUGGAGUCCCCUCCACACUUAUAGUCACUGCUAUUGGUUUAACACUAAUUAGAUGAAACAUUUGGACAACAAAGAAAGCAAGCAUCUUUAUAUAGUUUUAUUUCUACAUUUGUAUGGAAAAGGUUGCUCCUUUGUGACCGAAAGGUCACGGGUUCGAGCAAUGAAAACCACCUCUUUGCAAA